AUACAAGUUAAAGUUCAUGAAAAAAAAAAAAAAAAUUGGAGCCACUUUCAUUCUUUUCAUGAGUUUGGUUCCCUUCUCUCCCAAGUUAAGCUUCACUUCACUCCUUCUUCUAUACAAUAUUGUUUAGUAAAGCUCCCACCACUGUGCGAUCAUGGCCUCCGUCUUCUCCUUCCUUCUUCUCUUCUUCCACUUCUCUUCAUUUCAAGUGUUCGCCGCCGAAAAAGUCGUAAUCGAAGAAGGUUACACAGUAAAGACGGUGAUCGACGGCCACAAGCUCGGGAUCAGUCCUUACUCUGUCAUCCUUCGUCCUGGAUCGUCCGAUUUGGUUGUCCUCGAUUCUACUGGUAGUUCUUUCUACACCGUACCGUUUCCGAUCUCUAAUGAUAAUGUUGUCAAACGGUUUUCUGGAACCGGUGAAGCUGGGUAUGAAGAUGGUGAACCGGGCAUGGCCCAAUUUAGUAAGCCUCGGAGUUUUGCGAUAGAUUUGAAAGGGAAUGUUUAUGUUGCUGAUAAGAGCAACAAUGUGAUUAGAAAGAUCACUGAUUCAGGUGUGACUACAAUUGCUGGUCUGAAUAAGAAAGUGGGCCAUAAGGAUGGACCAGUAUCAAAUGCAACUUUCUCAAGUGAUUUUGAGCUUGUUUUUGUGCCAGAGAUUUGUGCUUUACUGAUUUCUGAUCAUGGGAAUCAACUAGUGCGGCAGAUUGAUCUCAAGGCCGAGGAUUGCCGGAGGGAUUCCGGGUCUGGUUCCGGUUCUGGUGUGGGAGCUAUUUCGAUUUGGAGUGUGGCAGUGGGAGUUGCAUGCAUACUCGGUUUUGCUGGUGGGUUUGCACUCAGGCCUUAUAUCCUUCCUCAUGUAAGUUUCUUCUUGCACUUCAAUGCAAUGAUAAUUUUGUAUUUGCAUACCAGCAUAAUAAAAACCAUGUUCGUUUGUAGACAGGGAGGCAUCAGGAUGCGCAAUUUCAGCGGGACAUGGAAGCUUUGCCUAACCCAUCUGGAGAAACAAGUUCAGAUACUCUGCUUCGCCAUCAGAAGCGCAACUGCUAACUCCUCUUUAGUUUGCUCGUUCUUGGAAAGGCUCUUUUGGCUAAGCCUAUCUCAUAUAUCUCUUUUAUUUAGAAUAGAUUAUCUAGUCCCCCAAAUUUCCCCAAAGGAACACGUAUCUUUGCUUGGUAGCGACAGUGUCGAUAAUAGUAGCAGCAGUAGCGAGACAAUGAAGUCAUUAAAGUAUGACAAUCAACUGAAGGAUUUGAUAAGUUUUGACGAAAGCUCGGUGUCAUCGAACUUUGCAUCCACAGGAAUGGUUGAGCAAAGAGAAGAGUAUCAGGAGAGGCGUGAUGUUGUUCUGUCUGAAAAUGGGAAGAUAGAGAAUAUGAUAGAGACUAACAUUUUGCAUUUUGUGGACAAGGCUAAAGAAACUACUCUGAUAGACGCAGCUGUGUAUGGCAACUCUGGUCUCAUCAGAAGAAGAUGAAGUUGUUGAAACUUUUAAAGCCUUCCUGCUCUGCUUCUUGUUGCAAUGACUAUGUCACAUAUUAGGUUUGUAAAUAAUCCAACAUGCUUGCUGCACUGCUUUCUUGUCAGUUACUGACUUAACUUCCCAAAAAUAUGGAUCAUGCUUUCUUGUCA
Cannabis sativa is the source of this 1626-nucleotide messenger RNA. RefSeq lists its product as uncharacterized. Lineage: Eukaryota; Viridiplantae; Streptophyta; Magnoliopsida; Rosales; Cannabaceae. The transcript is spliced from 5 exons. The record is from RefSeq and is a predicted model, not a curated record. Bases 152 to 1471 code for a protein of 439 amino acids.